UUUCUACUGGGCUGCCUGGUCAUGCCUUAUAGUAUGGUGAGAUCUGUUGAACAUUGCUGGUAUUUUGGUGAAGUUUUCUGUAAAAUUCACACGAGCACUGAUAUUAUGUUGAGUUCAGCAUCCAUUUUCCACUUGUCCUUCAUUUCCAUUGACCGCUACUAUGCUGUGAGUGACCCAUUAAGAUACAAAACCAGAAUCAGUAUCUUGGUCAUUUUUGUGAUGAUAUUCAUUAGUUGGAGUGUCCCUGCUAUUUUUGCAUUUGGAAUGAUCUUUCUGGAGCUAAACAUCAAAGGAGCUGAAGAGAUAUAUUAUAAACAAGUUCACUGCAUAGGGAGUUGCUCUGUCUUCUUUAGCAAAACAUCUGGAGUAUUGGCCUUCAUGACUUCUUUCUACAUACCUGGAUCUGUUAUGUUGUGUAUCUAUUACAGAAUAUAUUUAAUAGCUAAAGGGCAGGCAAGAUCAAUUAAUGUUGCAAAUCAGAAGCUUCAAAUUCGACUAGAAGAAAAAAAUGGAAUUUCACAAAGCAAAGAACAGAAAGCUGCAAAGACAUUGGGGAUUGUGAUGGGGGUAUUCCUGAUAUGCUGGUGCCCUUUCUUUGUCUGCACAGUCAUGGAUCCUUUUGUGCACUACACUAUCCCACCCAUCUUGAAUGAUGCAUUGAUUUGGUUUGGCUACUUGAACUCUACUUUUAAUCCAAUGGUUUACGCUUUUUUCUAUCCCUGGUUCAGAAGGGCACUGAAGAUUAUUUUGUUUGGUAAAAUUUUCCAAAAGGAUUCAUCUAGGUGUAAAUUAUUUCUAGAAUCAAUUCCAUAGAUUAACUAUGUUAAACUGUUUUUCCAAACAGCUGACAGUCAUAUUUGUGAACACACUGUAAUCAAAUACAAAUACAAGCC
Messenger RNA from Orycteropus afer afer, 893 nucleotides. Its product is annotated as trace amine-associated receptor 1. NCBI's taxonomy places the organism in Eukaryota, Metazoa, Chordata, Mammalia, Tubulidentata, Orycteropodidae. Gene Ontology annotation, molecular function: trace-amine receptor activity. Gene Ontology annotation, cellular component: membrane. The record is from RefSeq and is a predicted model, not a curated record. Gene Ontology annotation, biological process: G protein-coupled receptor signaling pathway.